Molecule: messenger RNA, 297 nt
Organism: Ficedula albicollis (Collared flycatcher)
Lineage: Eukaryota; Metazoa; Chordata; Aves; Passeriformes; Muscicapidae
Product: HLA class II histocompatibility antigen, DQ alpha 2 chain-like
Exons: 2
Biological process (GO): positive regulation of T cell activation; antigen processing and presentation of exogenous peptide antigen via MHC class II; peptide antigen assembly with MHC class II protein complex
Cellular component (GO): MHC class II protein complex
Molecular function (GO): MHC class II protein complex binding
Source: RefSeq, a predicted model, not a curated record
CCGGCGCUGCCGCCGGUGCCGGGCGAGCCCAACACGCUGGUUUGCCUGGUGGAGAACAUCUUCCCGCCCGCGCUGGACAUCAGCUGGGCGGUGGCGGGAGCCGAGGUCACCCGGGGGGUCACCCAGGGCCCCUUUGUGCCCAGCCCUGACCUCACCUUCCUCCGGAUCUCCCGAAUUUCCAUCGCCCCCCAGCCCGGGGAUGUCUACGCCUGCGUGGUCACCUCCAGCAGGGACAACGCCACCAUGGUGGCCUACUGGGGUUAGAUGGGCUUUGGAAAUUUUUGGGAUUAUUUGGGG